GUUAUCUCGACAUGCAACUUUUCUGGGCUGUCGCCUGUCUCCAGCAACUUUCGCCUUCGUGAUUCAUUUUCCUUUUCCAACAGAGGCUUCGACGCUGUUGUUUGGGCACUCGUUUGCAACGUUGUUUUUCUCGGACCAAGUCGCCCAUUGGUCAGCUGUUUGACACGAAGGAGAGCUGGGAGCUAGAGCCAAGAUGAACGGCGACACUUACUCUUCGAGAGAUUCGGGGCGCUCGAGGGACUAUUACCGAGACGAUCGCCGAGACCGUGACAGAGAUGGACGCGAUAGAGGCGACCGGAAACGCUCGAGGUCUCCUCACCACAACCCCAGAACUUCGCGCCGGGAACAUGAGGUAGAUUCGUACUCGUCUAGCCGCGACUAUCGAGCAAGGGAACGGGAAGACCGUUACUCCGGCCGCAGAGACGAUCGCGAGUGGGACCGAGACCGAGGUGAUAGACGGCGACGGGAUUUUGACGAUCGGGAGCGCCCCUCUCGGCGUGAUAGAGAUCUUUUUGAUGAGCGACCAAGGCGUCGAGACCGUGACCGUGAUGGUGGACGAGAGCGGAAAAGGAGCGCAACGCCGCCAAGGAAGAGGUCGCCGACGCCUGAUCUGACGGACGUGGUUCCUAUCUUGGAGCGCAAGCGUCGCCUGACACAGUGGGACAUCAAACCCCCUGGAUAUGAGAAUGUCCUUGCUGAGCAGGCGAAGCUGUCAGGCAUGUUCCCUCUUCCUGGAGCGCCUCGUCAGCAACCCAUGGAUCCCAGCCGUCUGCAGGCUUUCAUGAACCAGCCUGGUGGCACGGCAGACACCGCUGCUCUCAAGCCGUCCAACUCGCGGCAGGCGAGGCGUCUUUUCGUAUACAAUAUUCCCCCCACUGUUACGGAGGAGAGUCUGGUCUCUUUCUUCAACCUUCAGCUUAAUGGUCUCAAUGUCAUCAAGGGCGUGGAUCCUUGCGUCUCAGCACAGAUGGCUAAGGAUAAGACGUACGCCCUUGUCGAGUUCAAGACGCCAAAUGACGCCACUGUCGCGCUUGCCUUUGACGGAGCUACGAUGGAGGAGCAUGAUGCUAUGAACACUGGUAACGGCGCCACCAAUGGUGGACCCAAAGGCCUUGAAAUCCGGAGACCGAAGGAUUACAUCGUUCCGAACGGAAGUGAGGACCAGGAGUACCAGGAAGGCGUGGUGCACAGUGAGGUGCCUGACUCGCCCAACAAGAUCUGCGUAUCCAAUAUUCCACUCUAUAUCCCCGAGGAGCCUGUCACGAUGCUGCUCAAGUCUUUUGGCGAACUCAAAUCCUUUGUUCUGGUGAAGGACAAUGUCACGGAAGAGUCCAGGGGCAUUGCUUUCUGCGAGUACGCGGAUCCGAAUGCUACUAGCAUUGCCGUGGAGGGUCUUAACGGCAUGGAACUUGGCGACAAGCAUCUGAAAGUUGUGCGCGCUAGUAUCGGCGCUACCCAAGCUGCUGGUCUCGAUAUGGGAGUUAAUGCCAUGUCUAUGUUCGCCAAGACGACUUCUCAGGAUCUGGAAACCAGCCGUGUUUUGCAACUGCUGAACAUGGUGACUCCGGAAGAGCUUAUGGAUAACGAUGACUACGAAGAAAUCUGCGAUGAUGUGCGCGAAGAGUGCCAGAAGUACGGUCAAGUGCUCGAUUUGAAGAUUCCUCGUCCUUCAGGAGGCAGCAGACAGUCUGCUGGUGUCGGCAAGAUCUACGUCAAAUUUGACAGCGUCGAGUCUGCUACCAAGGCAUUGAAGGCGCUGGCUGGCAGGAAGUUCUCUGACAGAACUGUGGUGACUACCUACUUCCCAGAGGAAAAUUUCGAAGUUAACGCUUGGUGAUUCUUGUUCGAUAAUAACCCGUCGAAUGAUCCUAUUGUGUCGGUAGCGCAGGAGAUGCUGGAUUAUCUCGACUACGGCGGACUGUUCGCCGUCUUGCAUUGCCGCAGCCGUCGACUUGAAUCUCAACAAGUGAAUUGUCCUCUUUGUCUUAACAUGAUAUCUCUGAAGUUGUCCCGUAUUUGUCCCUUUCGACGUAUUUCAUUUGAGAGGGUGUGAGCUAUUACGGAGUGAAGCGUUGGUCGGCUGUAUCAUAGUGGAAAUGAUCCCCAAGAAUAUUCCUGCAAUGCCGGUACUAUCUGCGCUGUUUUGUCAUCGAGUCUCGAUAUGUUUCUUUACUUUUUCUCUUCACCAUUGUGUAGCAAUUUGCUCCCUGUCAUGAAAAUAUCUGCGGAAAUUAAAAUUUGAGGAUGGUCCCG
This is a messenger RNA of Paecilomyces variotii, 2253 nucleotides long. RefSeq names its product splicing factor u2af large subunit. The record is from RefSeq and is a predicted model, not a curated record. Gene Ontology annotation, molecular function: pre-mRNA 3'-splice site binding; poly-pyrimidine tract binding. The coding region runs from base 194 to 1837 and encodes 547 amino acids. Gene Ontology annotation, cellular component: U2-type prespliceosome; commitment complex; U2AF complex. The transcript is spliced from 6 exons. NCBI's taxonomy places the organism in Eukaryota, Fungi, Ascomycota, Eurotiomycetes, Eurotiales, Thermoascaceae. Gene Ontology annotation, biological process: mRNA processing.